CCACUGAACGGAAAUUCUUCCUGUUCCAGACUGCCCAGGGGCUCUUCUCCAACUGCAUAUAUAAGUGGAAGCAGAAGUGGGCUCAUUGAACUUUGCAAAGGAGAAAGCUCUAGUGAGAGUGAAGCUCCAGUGAGAGUGAACUGUUCUGCAACUGAGAAAGCAAAUACCUAGGUUAAAAGUCUAGAGUCAUGGCUGACAGAGACAGGAGACCACCUCCACCCACUCAUGUUGGGCGCAGCAACAUCCCUCCCGUCUCCUCUAACGUAGAGGAAGAAGCCCUCCCUGAGUUUGAACCCUUUGGCAUUCCCAGAGGACCACCCAAUCUGAAAGAUUUCCUAGACAUAUGGGAUGUUAACAUGCUGAAGAAUCGAGAUGAAAUUAACAAAAAGGAGCACCACACAGAUCUGUAUGACAACGUCAAACUAAUUGUGCGUCGGGGGCAGCCGUUCCAGAUCAAAUUAACAUUCAGCCGGCCUUACAACCCUGAGAAGGACCAGUUCUGUGUUGAGUUCCUCAUUGGUGGUUCUCCGCAAGUGAGCAAAGGCACUUAUAUCCCUGUAUUCCCCAACCAAGAGCAAGUAAAAGGCGAAUGGGGAGGCAGAAUACUGCAGAGUGCAGAUAAUGUUGUCACCCUGUCCAUCACUCCUGCUGCAGACUCCAUUGUGGGAAAGUUCCGGAUGUAUGUAGCCGUAAUGACGCCUUACGGCAUCCGCAGAACGUCAAGGAAUCCUGAAAGAGACGUUUACAUCCUUUUCAAUCCAUGGUGUGAAGAUGACUCAGUGUGCCUGGACAACGAGGCAGAAAGAAACGAGUAUGUCUUGAAUGAUGUGGGAACCAUUUACUACGGGGAAGCCAGUAACGUGGAAACCAGGCCCUGGAUUUUUGGUCAGUUUGAAUACGGUGUUUUGGAUUCCUGCCUCUAUGUAAUGGACAACGCACAGAUGCCUCUGACUGGAAGGAAAGACCCUGUCAAAAUCAGUCGUGUAGCAUCUGCCAUGGUGAACUCAAAGGAUGAUGAUGGGAUUGUUGUGGGCAGCUGGUCUGGCGAUUACUUGUAUGGCGUGGCUCCAACAGCCUGGACUGGCAGUGUUGAUAUCCUGCUCAAUUAUGCCAAUAGUGGGGUCCCAGUGUGCUACGGGCAGUGCUGGGUCUUUGCUGCUGUCUUCAAUACCUUUCUGCGCUGUCUGGGGAUACCUGGCAGGGUUGUCACUAAUUUCUUCUCAGCUCACGACAAUGAUGGGAAUUUAAAAAUGGACGUAAUUCUGGACGAGAAUGGACAAUUUAUGCCCUCUUUAACAAAGGACUCAAUCUGGAAUUACCACUGCUGGAAUGAGUGCUACAUGUCCAGACCUGACAUCCCAGUUGGCUUUGGUGGAUGGCAGGUAGUAGAUGCAACUCCUCAGGAAACAAGCGAUGGAAUGUACAGAUGUGGUCCAGCUUCAGUCAAAGCUAUAAAACAUGGUCAGAUAUGUUUUAAAUAUGAUGCUCCAUUUAUUUUUGCUGAGGUUAACAGCGAUGUUGUUUACUGGAAGAGGAUGAGGGAUGGGACGCAACAACCCAUUAAAGUCAACAAGAAUCAUGUGGGACAGAUGGUAUUGACAAAGGAAGUUGGCCGGGAUGAAAUAAAGAACAUUACUGAUCAGUAUAAAUUCCCAGAAGGAACUGAGGAGGAAAGGCUGGCUGUGGAUGCUGCAGUGAUGUAUAACCUGAAACGGACACAAAUCACUGAACAGCCGACGGUGGUUGACAUGGAUGUGCGUGUGCAGGAGAGCGUGUUGAUCGGGAAUGACUUCAAUCUGACAUUGGAAUUCAAGAACCGCACUGGACAACGCCAAACUUUGGUCAUCUACGUUAAUGGAAACAUUGUGUUCUAUACGGGGGUCACCAAAACGGAAUUUAUGUCUAAAUCACUUGAGUUCACUUUGGGGCCUUGGGAGACUAAGACUGAGAACGUAUUUGUAGAAUCAAAGAAGUACAUAAACAAGCUGGUAGAGCAGGCAACUCUGCACUUCAUCAUCACUGGACGUGUCAAUGACGACACGCAGAUUCUCACAGCACAGCACGUCGUCCCUCUGCAGAUCCCAAGACUCACUAUCAAGAUAGAAGGUGUGCCGAAACUAAAUGAGGAAAUGUCUGCGACUGUUGAAUUUACAAAUCCUUUGAAGAAAAACCUGGAAGAUGUCUCCAUACGCCUGGAGGGGCCUGGGCUGAUGAAAACCAAACUGAAGAUGUACAGCAUCAUCCCACCAAAUUCCUCUCUCACAUGGACGGAGUAUUUUAGGCCCUCAAAAUCGGGUGUGAGGAAGCUAGUCGCCUGCCUGGACUGUGCAGCUCUUCACCAAGUACUUGGGGUGACUGAAAUCUAUGUUAAUCCAUGAGGAAAAUAACCAAUAUACUCAUGAGAUUAAACAAAUAGCUAUCAAUAUCAAUGGAAGGUUCUAGAUCAUGUAUAACAUCAGUAUUUCCGUUGUCAUAAGAUAUUACCAAGUAAUUCUGUAUUGUUUCAUGGUAUUACCCUAAACCUAGUCUCAAUCCUAAUCGUAACCUGGUCACUAUUAACAGUUAUUACUAUGUAACAGGGAAAAUGCCUGAUAAAUACCACAAUAAUUACCACCAUUUCUGUUUAAUAUAAAGCUUGAUCCAAUUUUACUUAAAAAAUGAUUUAAAUGAAAACAGAUUUUGGUAAGAAUGCACCAUCCUUCUGGUGUAUGUUUUCUAUUAAGAAAUUGAGGUUUGUCUAUAAUAUUUAAAUCAAAUAAUAAAUACAAAAAAACUAACAAAUAAAAAUAAAAAUAAAUAAAAAUAAAUAAAAAAAAACACCAAUACUUAUUGAGUAUAGUAAUAUAUCCUGAUAAUUAAUCCUACAGUAAUUUCCCUAUUUUCGAUGGAGGUUAGGGUAUGUGGAAUGAUAAAAAAGGCGAAUAAAAGUAUUUGGCGAUUAUAUUCAUCUACAUAGGCUGACAGUACAAACCUACAUCUAUUCUUUGGACCAGCAAAUAUAACUUUGUAGGAGGAAUGUGAAGGCUUGCUUUUGUUACGUAAAUGCUUUAAGUACUAGCUGAGAAAUAAGCGUUAAUUUACUCUAUGGCAAGUAAUACUUUUUUAAUUUCUAGAACGUAGUGGGUUUUAUUAAUGUGCUAUAAAAUGCUUACUGCAAUGUAUUGGGACAUAUCUGUACUUACCUUAACAUUUUACUCCCUGUCUGUUUUAUUAAUUGUUGAAAUGCAUAUUGCAUGUAUUGGCAUAUCACCAUAUAAAAAUAUUUGUUCUCAUUGUCA
Molecule: messenger RNA, 3278 nt
Organism: Acipenser ruthenus (sterlet)
Lineage: Eukaryota; Metazoa; Chordata; Actinopteri; Acipenseriformes; Acipenseridae
Product: coagulation factor XIII A chain-like
Exons: 15
Coding region: 189-2378 (729 amino acids)
Biological process (GO): blood coagulation, fibrin clot formation; peptide cross-linking
Molecular function (GO): protein-glutamine gamma-glutamyltransferase activity
Source: RefSeq, a predicted model, not a curated record